AUCGCAAUCGCGUUCAGCUUCGCGCCGAGAGCUCGCCGGUCCUUCCCCACGGUCCCUCUCGGUCGCUUCCCCACCUUACGACUUCACCAUCAGCCGACGGCGACGGCCGCCGUCGUCCGCAGUAACACCGAAUCCGUUCGCGUAUUCGCAUUAAAUUCAAAUCCGCGCGGUGUGCGUGCCUGUCCGCCCGUCCGUCUCCCCACGUCCCGAGCACGCCGUUCCUCGCGAGGGAUUUUCAAACAUCGCCGCGCGCGCGCGCGUACGAUCGUGCGCGAUCGUGGUCCCCGUCGUUGUCCGAUAGUUAGUCCUACGGCAGGGUGUCAUCGGGAGAGGAGAUGCCCAUCGUCCGCGUCGCGCUCGACUCGUACGCAUCGAAGAAACGGAGAUAACGUGUGAUUUGCGCGCGCCCAGAAGUUUCAGCGGAUAAAGAAUUGACGGUCGAGAAAUUGCGGGACCAAGUGCGAUCACGGCGUAACACGCGGAAGGCCGACUGUUUUCAACGCGCUGCAAAGAUCGUCGCACGAGGAUUGCCGUCUUCUCUGACAGUGUUUGGUGGUGCAGUGAUUAUACGGAAAUUAAUGCGUACGGAAUCACACGGAAGCGAUAGAGAAAACAACUGCCGGAAAUCGUACGCGGCGAGAAGAGGCAUCCGAUCCAUCGAAUCUAUCUCCCCUCGCUUCCUUGCCGCAGGGCCGAUCGCGCGCGCCGUGUGCAUCUUACGUGUGCGCGCUUAGCACAUUAGACGACCCGUUCGUCAUCGUGUGAUGAUGCUGAAGAUCUCACCGGCCGCAGCGAUGGAACCAUGAAGACCGUGACAGAUCGCACAUCCAAUCGAAGUUCGACUUCCGCCGACCAUAAAUGACUGAUGUGACGCAACCAGUCAGGAAUAUUUUUAUGCAAAAUGACUCGCGCCCUUGUCCUUCUCUGCAUGGCCAUCUUACUACCUCUCGUACGAUGCCACAAGAUCCACGAGCACAUGACAAGGGAAGAGAUGCUAUCGGUGUUUUACACGGGACACGAGUCAGUGCCGCCGUACGAAGUCGUGCCCGUGUUGCAUACGAUCGUGCACAAGAGGAGCGUGGACGCGAAGCCGCAGAUCCACUUAAGGGCCUUCGGCAAAGAUAUCAGCCUCUCAUUGAAGCCCACGGAAGGACUGCUGACGGCAAACAGCCUCCCGAUGUGGACCGUCACCAAAAACACGUCGCAACCUGACGGCCUUCAUUACGAGAGGGUGAAGGAUGUCAACGUGGAUAUCGGUGACAUCUAUCAAGACACGGAGAACAUGGCUUCAAUUCUGCUGCACCACGACACAACUGGGAAAGUGCGCAUUGACGGAACCAUCGGUUCAGAAUUGAUCAUUCGACCACUGCCAGAACGGGUUCUACAAGAAGUGGUGAAUAAAACGCCAGCACUUCACGAAUCCAAAUUACUGCCUAAUGUUACCAGAAAUGAAGGUCUGAAGCACACAAGCCAUCACAUUGUUUUUAAAAAAGUGGAUCAACCUGCCGGCGACGAGUACAACGACUUUUUGCUUAUGGAACCCGACCACUUAGCCAAGAGGUUUAGAAUUAAGCGCUCGAUCAAUAACAGAUCGAAGCGUGAAGCACCGUACGUCAUUUACCCGGAAAUCCUUUGUAUUGUGGAUUAUGAUGGGUACAGAUUGCACGGCGGCGAUAACGUGCAGAUAAAGAGAUACUUCGUGUCCUUUUGGAAUGGAGUGGAUCUGAGGUAUAAAUUACUCAAGGGGCCGAAAAUACGUAUCAGUAUAGCGGGGAUAAUUAUUUCACGGGGACGAGACGCGACGCCGUACCUAGAAAGGAAUCGCGUGGGAAGAGAUGCGAUCGACUCAGCAGCCGCGCUGACUGACAUGGGCAAAUAUCUUUUCCGGGAGAGGAGACUUCCUGUAUACGACAUCGCUGUCGCCGUUACAAAAUUAGAUAUGUGCAGGAGGCAAUACGCGAAUGAUGUGUGCAAUAGAGGAACCGCAGGAUUCGCGUACGUCGGCGGGGCGUGCGUGGUGAAUAAACGUCUCGAGAAGGUGAAUUCAGUCGCUAUUAUCGAAGAUACCGGUGGAUUCAGCGGUAUCAUCGUUGCCGCACACGAAGUCGGUCACUUAUUGGGCGCCGUCCACGAUGGUUCGCCGCCGCCCAGCUAUUUGGGUGGACCGGGCGCCGAAAAGUGCCGUUGGGAAGACGGAUACAUCAUGAGCGAUCUUAGGCACACCGAGAAGGGCUUCAAGUGGUCUCACUGCAGUGUGUCCUCCUUCCAUCAUUUUUUAAAUGGUGAUACAGCAACCUGCUUAUACAACGCGCCACACGAAGACGAGGCACUGCCCAGAGUGCUUCCCGGAAAACUGUUAUCCUUAGACGCGCAAUGCCGGAAGGAUCGCGGAACAAGCGCUUGUUUCAAAGACGAUCGGGUUUGCGCUCAGCUGUUUUGUUUCGACGCUGGAUCCGGAUACUGCGUGGCGUAUCGUCCGGCAGCCGAAGGCUCGCCUUGCGGGGACGGUCAGUACUGCCUGAACGGAAAGUGCGUGGUGGAGCACGAGAACAUAAUACCGGACUACACGCAAAACAUUCCGACGUAUGUGCGCCGAGACAGCAUAUUCAAUCCUGCGUUGCACAAUCGGCCGAUAUUCGCACAGUACAACAACACAGACUACAGGUACCCAUGGGACUCAACGACACACAGCACGCCGUUAUCGAACGUAGUUACGUCGACACCGGCGACGGCGGCGACGACGAUAACGACGUCGAUAACGACUAAUUCUUACAAACGCGUCACACCGUUCUUAAACACGUCCAAGUACACACUGACGACCGUGAAUAGCUUAUACGAUCGAUACAAAACUAAAUACUAUAAUAGUAGCAGUAGUGAUAAUGAUAACGAUAAGGGAGGCAGUGGUGGUGGCGGCAGCGUCAGCACGACCACCAAAAGAAGCUUCAAUUUCUUCAACUCGUACACCGUCGGUACCGCUUCGAAGGUCACUUACGGUCCGAAAGUUAGUCCGUUCAAGUAUAAGAGCACGGUCGCCGCGGUGUCGUGGUCCACGACGACCAAAGGAUACCAAAACGGCCAUCUAAAUGACGGCCGCGGAACAGAGGCCGGUGAAUGCACGGAUGUGGGGUCAGAUUGCGCGGAGCUGAUUGACAGGCUGAGAACAUGGCUGUGCCAUCUACAAUCUGUGAAGAGUCGCUGCUGCGCGUCCCUGAAAGCGAUUUGUGCUGAUUAAUAAUGACAUAAAAAAAGGAAAAAAAAGGUCGGUCCGAUAGUUUGGUUCGGUGACGUCGCGCACAAACGCCCGCCACGAAUAUUAUUGUCAAGCGUCAUAACGCAUCCGGAAAAGCGCCGCAGCGACAAGAGACAAGGGAUUCUCCUUGUGCAAUCCUUCGCGCGACAAACGCGUUCCAUAUUUGAUCCUCCAAGUAGUUACGUAUCUCAUACCUCCAGAAAGAAAUUGUACAGUAACACGCGGGAGCUUCGCACAACACCACCGAAUGUAGUGAAUCCGAAAAAGAGCAGAGCGAAUUUUUGUCAAUCGAGUACAGCAUUUCGGCUGCGUUUGUGCUUAUGCGAUAAGGAACGAUCUCGCGAAAGGACUCGUUACGGCACAGGUGCGUCAUACGCGUGUUUCGCAAGCGUAAGCGCGCAUACGCGCGCAUAGAGCCAUUUGGAAAUCACGGAAAUUGUAUAGCGCAAGACAAUAAAUGGGAAUGAUUAAACUUU
Linepithema humile (Argentine ant) is the source of this 3726-nucleotide messenger RNA. RefSeq names its product sol narae (gene sona). Lineage: Eukaryota; Metazoa; Arthropoda; Insecta; Hymenoptera; Formicidae. Gene Ontology annotation, molecular function: metalloendopeptidase activity. The record is from RefSeq and is a predicted model, not a curated record. Gene Ontology annotation, biological process: proteolysis.